UAGUGUAUAGAUAUCUAUGGUGAAAGUGAAAGUGUUUCUCCCUCCGAAUCGACUCCAUUUUGUGAAGCGUUUGUACAAGUUAAAACAUCUUUAUCAGCAGCAGAAACGGUGAUAUUAAUGUGACAGAACAAGGCCUGUUGUCUAAAGGAGUGUGAUCCAUUCCAUCAGAAGAGAUCAGACUCUUCAGGACUCAGCUGUGUGUUUGUGUGUAAACUUUACUAAUAUAUAAAGAUGGAGACUCCUUAUCUGGACACAGAUAAUGUUUCUACACCAUCAAACAUCUGUAAACUCCAGGGAAAGAGAUCAGAAUCACCAACACACAGCUGUAUCUCCAUGAAGAGUGAUCAGUCUAUUGAGGUUCCUGUGAGGUUUAAAGAUGGAGACUCAUCACUUCUACACAGUAAACUCAAGAGAAAGAGAUCAGAAUCACCAACACACAGCUGUAUCUCCAUGAAGAGUGAUCAGUCUAUUGAGGUUCCUGUGAGGUUUAAAGAUGGAGACUCAUCACUUCUACACAGUAAACUCAAGAGAAAGAGAUCAGAAUCACCAACACACAGCUGUAUCUCCAUGAAGAGUGACUGGUCUAAGGAUCUUCCUCUGGGGUUUAAAGAUGGAGACUCAUCACUUCUACACAGUAAACUCCAGGGAAAGAGAUCAGAAUCACCAACACACAGCUGUAUCUCCAUGAAGAGUCAUGAGUCUAUGGAUCAUCAUCAGGAGGUUAAAGCUGUAGACUCCUCACUUCUACACAGGUACGACCCAGAAUCUGCUGGUGGGAAUGAAUUCCAGAAAAAGUUCAAAUUAAAUCUGAUGAAGAAGUUUCAGUGUUUGAAUGGAGUGAUAAUAAACCUGGGAACCCAAACACUCCUGAAUGAGAUCUACACAGAGCUCUACAUCACAGAGGGAGACAGUGGAGAAGUCAAUAAUGAACAUGAGGUGAGGCAGAUCGAGGCAGCAUCCAGGAGAACAACAACAGAGGAAACACCAAUCAAAUGCAAUGACAUCUUUAAGCCUUUAUCUGAACAAGACAAACCCAUCAGAACUGUGCUGACAAAGGGAGUCGCUGGCAUCGGAAAAACCGUCUCUGUGCAGAAGUUCAUUGUGGACUGGGCUGAAGGGAAAGUAAAUCAGGACGUCCACCUCAUAUUUCCACUUCCUUUCAGAGAGCUGAACUUGAUGAAGGACCAGAAACUGAGUCUGAUGGAGCUCCUUCAUGUCUUUUUUAAGGAAACAAAAGAAACAGAAAUGUCCAGUCUGGAAAAGGUUCUGUUCAUUUUUGACGGAUUGGACGAGUGUCGUUUUCCUCUAGAUUUCCAGAACACAGUGAGAGUGUGUGAUGUAACUGAAUCAGCAUCAGUGCCUGUGCUGCUGAUAAACCUGAUCAAAGGGAAUCUGCUUCCCUCUGCUCUCAUCUGGAUCACCUCCAGACCUGCAGCAGCUGAUCAAAUCCCCUCUGAGUGUUUGGAUCGAGUCACAGAGGUACGAGGGUUCAAUGACCCACAGAAGGAGGAGUACUUCAGGAAGAGGAUCAGUGAUCAGAGCCUGACCAAUAACAUCAUCACACACCUGAAGUCAUUAAGAAGCCUCUACAUCAUGUGUCACAUCCCAGUCUUCUGCUGGAUUACAGUCACUGUUCUAGAGAGAAUGUUGGGUGAAGCAGAGAGUGGAGAGAUCCCCAAGACUCUGACUCAAAUGUACACACACUUCCUCAUCAUUCAGACAAACAUCAUCAGAGAAAAAUACUCAAAGAAGCAGGAGAGUGAUGAAGAAAUGCUCCUUAAACUGGGACAACUGGCUUUUCAGCAGCUGAAGAAAGGGAACCUGAUCUUCUAUGAUGAAGACCUGAGAGAGUGUGGUAUUGAUGUGAGAGAAGCAGCAGUGUACUCAGGUGUGUGUACUCAGAUCUUCAGAGAGGAGUUUGGGCUUCACCACAGUAAAGUGUACUGCUUUGUUCAUCUGAGCAUUCAGGAGCAUCUCGCAGCUCUGUAUGUGCACCUGACCUUCAUGAAGGAGAAGAGAAAUGUUCUUAAACAGAAUCAGGUCUCUGAACGUUGGAUGAAAGAAAAUACAAUCUCAAAUGUACACAGAGUUGCUGUAUUUCAGGCUUUAAAAAGUAAGACUGGACAUCUGGAUCUUUUCCUUCGCUUUCUUCUGGGUCUCUCACUGAAGUCCAAUCAGAAACUCUUACAUGUUUUAGUAAAAAAGGCAGGAAGUAGCUCCCAGAGCAUAAAGGAAACAGUUCAGUACAUUAAGAAGAAGAUAAGUAAAAAUCUUCCUACAGAGAAAUCCAUCAAUCUGUUCCACUGUCUGAAUGAACUGGGUGAUAAUUCUCUAGUGGAGAAAAUCCAACACUACCUGAAAUCUGGAAAACAAAGUAAACUUUCUUCUUCACAGCUUUCUGCUCUGGUGUUUGUGUUACUGACAUCAGCACAGGAGCUGGAUGAGUUUGACCUGAGUAAAUAUUUCAGUACAGAUAAGAUAACAGAAGAUGUUGUUCUGAAGAUGAUGCCUGUGAUUGAAGCAUCCAGUAAAGCAAUUAUCAGCUGUGAUUCACUUGGAGUAAAAAGUUGGUCAUCUCUGGUCUCAGCGCUCAGAUCAGAAACCUCCAAACUGAGAGAACUUCAUCUGACUGUGAAAACACUGAAUCUGUCUAGGAAUAAACUCGGAGACUCAGAAGUGAAGAUUCUCUCUGCUGUACUGGAGAAUCCUCACUGUAAAGUGGAGACACUGAAGUUGUGUGAUUGUGAUGUCUCAGAUGAAGGCUGUGCUGCUCUGACUUCAGCUCUGAGAUCAAACCCCUCACACCUGAGAGAACUGGAUCUGUCCUGUAAUAAACUAGGAGACUCAGGAGUGAAGAUUCUCUCUGCUGUACUGGAGAAUCCUCACUGUAAACUGGAGACACUGAGGUAA
Tachysurus fulvidraco (yellow catfish) is the source of this 2910-nucleotide messenger RNA. Its product is annotated as NLR family CARD domain-containing protein 3-like. Gene Ontology annotation, molecular function: protein binding. The transcript has 9 exons. Lineage: Eukaryota; Metazoa; Chordata; Actinopteri; Siluriformes; Bagridae. The record is from RefSeq and is a predicted model, not a curated record. The coding region runs from base 232 to 2910 and encodes 892 amino acids.